AAAAAACGAAUAACAAUGAGCAUUACAAUUGUUUACAACAAAAAGAACCGCUCCAUAACUUAGCCCUUCCAAGUAAAUACCAGUGUAUAAAAAUGUGGUACUUAACAAAUAAUAAAACACAACACGUCUACUACCUGGUAACGCAAUCCGCCGGUCAUACGGUGGGCCGUACAGGGACGGAUCUGAUAAUAACCGGUGAUGACUCGAUCAGUCGCAACCAUGCAAUGUUGCAACCGACCAAACACGUACUGAAUCUAACCGAUACAGGAUCACGAUACGGAUCGUACGUUAAUGAAAAUAUUGCCAAAACGGUCGCUAUUUCAAGAGAUCAAGCUACGCCAUUGCAAGCCGGUGACACGAUACGGUUCGGUCGAUGUGGAAGUAUCUGGCAGGUAGGAAAAGUGGAUUUCCGGUGCCUUACCUCAACGCUGAUCAUGGAUGAAAAGCUGAAAACAAUAUUGCAAAAAAUAGGAGCCGAACUGGUGCCCAAUUACACUGCCGGCCUGACGCACCUGAUAAUGCCCACCAUUACCAUCACUACCAAAUUCCUACAAUGCUUGGUCGGUCAGGUACCGAUCGUUCAGCCAGAAUAUUUUCAAACCAUCGACAGGGAUUGUAUCGGUCAAGGUAAAGCACUGCCAGCGGUAAAAGAUUUUUUACCGACAUGCACCGAACCCUACAUUAGAAAUGAACCACAGCUCUUCUGCCGUAAUCCUGCUCGAAGUGAUCUUUUCAAGGGGAAAGAAUUCAUCUUUCUGAACACGGCUCAGCUUGGACAGUUUGAAAACAUUGUCAAACUUGCCGGUGGUGUUUGUCUGUGUGCACAACGUGAGAAAAUAGCUAAAUCUCGCUUUCUUAAGCCGAAUGUUAUUACAAUUAAGCUUAAAUCGUGCGGCUCUUCGCAGUCCCAAUCGUUCGACACACUGUCUCAGUAUUUAACUUCACGCGGACGUCGGAUGGUGCCGGAUCUGGAAAUUGGAUUAGCGCUCAUAUUCUGCUCGACGGAAAAGUACUGCAAUCCGGAGUACAAUUUUGCUUUCAAUAUCGAGGAACAUCACAACUCGAUGGAAAGUGGUGAAAUGUUGGCCAAAAACACGGAACAACAGACCGAGAAUACGGAUGCGAAGGGUACAAAUGUGGCGGAAGUGAACACCAUCCCAGAAACGGAACCACCCCAGACCGAAUCUAAACAACAAAACACUAUUGCAAGUAACCAAACAACAAAUAGUAACGUUAAAAGUAUGGCCACCCGUUCUACUGCGUCAUUUUUGGUCCCAAAAGCCGUAUCCCCAAAGGGAACGGUACCUGUUGAACGGCGCAAAUCAAAACGAAUGCAAGAAGCGCUAACGGAUAAGAGCGAAACAGUUGACCACGAAGUGGGCAGCCUGCCGAAGCGUCCGCGUAGAACUGACACACCGAUGGAAAGUGUGAGCUAUUCGCCAGUGGUAGAUUCAAAGCUCACCGAAUCCGAGCGUGAAGGCAGUGAAUUGCAUAUCCCUGAAACGCAACCCUCAUCCAGUUCGGGUCUAUCGCAAGCUUUGGAAGCUCGUGGCUUCCGUGGCGUCAAUCGCCAUUCGAUGGAGGUGGGAUCGAAUCGAGUGGAUAAGCAACCAGCCAAAAAUCGAUGUGCCGUCAAUCUGAAUCAAAACUUGGACGAUGACGAUUUGCUGAUAUUCGAUGACUUGGCACCUCCGAAGAAACCGCGCAUGGAGAAGACCAAUGAUACAGCAUCCACAUUGAAAAACAGUAGUACAUCUAGCACAACGAGAUCAUCGCAGGUGGUACGGAAUAAUAAAAACACUCCUGUCGAGGAAGAGAAUUUAUUCUCCUUCGAUGAACUACCCACCCGACAGCAGGGACGCACUGCAAGUCAACGUAAAGCGAGCAAAACUACCGCCACACUGGAUACAGUUAACAAUAAUGUAUCGAAAAGUCCAACCGUAUCACCAGACGCUUCAUUGUCCCGUCCGGUAGGGGUACAAAAUCGAAGCACCAGCAACGAUUCGACGCUGCACAGUCAUCGAGAGUUUAUUAAACCCAUUCAACUAUCCACGAACGGGUGGCUAUCCUCGACGUUGUGUGGCUUGAAGAAAGUGGACGAGGGCGAUGUAGAAAAAUCUUUCAACGAGAUGAAAAUUAAAUCGGAACCGCUGGACGAUGCUGACGAUCCGUACGGGUUGCAGAAGGACUGCAAAAAGUGGAACAAAAGCAUGGAGAAUGCGAUUCCGGUGCGGGAAGUAAGCAUGAAGCUAGUCGCUCAUCGACCGAUCGAUGUAAGCGGGCAGGAAGUUUCAUGUAUUGCGCCCGAUGGUGGAAAGAACUUCAAAGCGUUUGUGAAGAAACGCAAUUACCCGGUGCAGCGGAUCAUACUUUCAACAAAGUCUGUUUGUAUACAGAGAGAAAAUUAGUGGACAUGAAGCUGAUUGGUUUUGGGUGAUUUUAUAGAAGCGUUGAGCUGGCCAGCUACAUUCGCUUCUAGUGCAAGUAAUCACUUGUUAUAGAGCCACUUUUGCAUUUCAACCUUUCCUUACAUUAAGUUAUUCUACUAUUUUGCAUCAACAUUUAUCAGAUACCCAAAAGUGUAAUCUUUAAUAAUGUUACAAUUGAUUGAUAUUAAAUAAUGUUACACUGUUAAAAAGCAAA
Anopheles funestus (African malaria mosquito) is the source of this 2643-nucleotide messenger RNA. Its product is annotated as nibrin. Gene Ontology annotation, molecular function: damaged DNA binding; protein binding. The record is from RefSeq and is a predicted model, not a curated record. Bases 93 to 2408 code for a protein of 771 amino acids. Gene Ontology annotation, cellular component: Mre11 complex. The transcript has 3 exons. NCBI's taxonomy places the organism in Eukaryota, Metazoa, Arthropoda, Insecta, Diptera, Culicidae. Gene Ontology annotation, biological process: double-strand break repair via homologous recombination; mitotic G2 DNA damage checkpoint signaling.